Molecule: messenger RNA, 792 nt
Organism: Gilbertella persicaria
Lineage: Eukaryota; Fungi; Mucoromycota; Mucoromycetes; Mucorales; Choanephoraceae
Product: signal recognition particle receptor subunit beta-like protein
Exons: 5
Coding region: 40-723 (227 amino acids)
Biological process (GO): protein localization to organelle; Golgi to plasma membrane protein transport; intracellular protein transport
Cellular component (GO): Golgi apparatus
Molecular function (GO): GTP binding; GTPase activity
Source: RefSeq, a predicted model, not a curated record
UUUCUCUUUUUCUUCCACCUAGUUUUUUUUUUUUAAAGCAUGGAUAAUGAUAUACUCAUAAAGGCUAUUGCAGCUAUUUCUGUUCUUAUUGUGGCAACAUUGAUUGCACUGACUGUGUAUACCAAAAAACAAAGCAAAAACACCAUCUUAUUGUUGGGUAUUAGUGAUGCAGGCAAAACAGCCAUGUAUAUAUUGCUUAAGAAUGGAAAGAAGCAUCCCACUGUUUCUUCCAUGAAAGAAAAUGAAGGACAGAUUACCAUCAACAAUAAAGUCUUUGAUCUUGUCGAUGUGCCAGGUCAUGAUCGUGUCCGUUACAGAUAUGUUGACUUUUUACCAGUGACACGCUCUAUUGUGUUUUUGGUGGAUAGUACCAGCAUCACUCGACACAUUCGCCCUGUCGCUGAAUAUCUCUAUGACAUUUUGGCCAAACCUGAUGUACAAAAGCAACGUAUGCCUAUCUUGAUUGCCUGCAACAAAUCAGACAUGAUUACUGCAUUACCUACCGAGAAAAUCAAGGCUUUAUUGGAAACUGAAAUUCAUCGUCUGCGUGCUACUCGUACUGCCCGUGUUGAACAACAAGAGAGUGAUGAACAAGAAGCUUAUUUAGGCUAUGAAGGUGAAGAUUUCAAGUUUGAUCAUAUCGAUAACCCAAUUGACUUUGAGGCGUGCUCUGUUGAACAUCAACAGAUGGAUCAUAUUAAAAACUGGAUUGCCCAAUCAUAAUAAACAGACGCUCUAUGCGUGUAUUUGAGCGCCGGUAGAAUCCAGCUCAGUAACACGUUUCCCCUCCUC